UUCAGCCAGCCAGCAGCAUUUAACAGAAAACCCACAAGGGGAUCUCAUCUUACUGCCUCUUAGCUCUCACGCUCUUUUAAGAUGAUGGCCCCAAUGCAGCAGAAUGGGACACAUAUAGAACUCGACCCCCCAGAUUCCAGGAAAAGACCGCUAGAAGCGCCCAUCGAUGCAGGCAGCACCAAGCGGACUAACACAGGAGAAGAAGGCGAAUUUUUCCUGAAGGUUUUGAUCCCUAGUUAUGCUGCCGGAUCUAUAAUCGGGAAAGGGGGGCAAACAAUAGUCCAGCUUCAGAAGGAGACCGGCGCCACCAUCAAACUCUCCAAAUCCAAAGACUUCUACCCAGGCACCACAGAACGGGUAUGUCUGAUCCAAGGGACGGUGGAAGCUCUGAAUGCAGUGCACGAUUUCAUAGCGGAAAAGGUCCGAGAAAUGCCACAGAAUGUGGGCAAGUCUGAGCCAGUCAACAUACUCCAACCUCAGACCAACGUGAACCCAGACCGCGUCAAGCAAGCGAAGUUGAUUGUUCCAAACAGUACAGCGGGACUCAUCAUCGGGAAAGGGGGAGCCACAGUGAAGGCAAUGAUGGAGCAGUCCGGGGCCUGGGUCCAGCUGUCCCAGAAGCCGGAAGGAAUUAACCUGCAGGAGCGAGUGGUGACGGUGAGCGGCGAGGCGGAGCAGAACCGCAAGGCGGUGGAGCUGAUUGUCCAGAAGAUUCAGGAGGACCCGCAGAGCGGCAGCUGCCUCAACAUCAGCUACGCCAACAUCUCGGGUCCCGUCGCCAACUCCAACCCCACCGGCUCCCCUUACGCCAACUCGACUGAGGUGCUGCCGGCCGCGGCCUCGGCAGCGGGGCUGCUGGGACAUGCCAACCUGGCUGGCGUGGCAGGCUUCACCACCGGCCUGUCCAGCUUCACCGGCAAUGACCUCCUGGCCAUCAGCUCGGCGCUCAACACCCUGGCCAGCUACGGAUACAACACCAACUCCCUCGGCCUGGGCCUCAACCCAGCAACCGCUACCGGCGUCCUGGCUGCCGUGGCAGCUAGUGCCAACCCGGCGGCAGCCGCCGCUGCCAACCUCUUGGCCUCCUACGCCAAUGAAGCCUCAGCUGGCAGCAACACCCCCGGAAGCACGGUGGGCACCUUCUCCCUGGGCUCCUUGGCCGCUGCCACCAAUGGCUACUUCGGCGCAGCCUCACCGCUGGCGGCCGGCUCCAUCCUGGCCACAGAGAAGCUGGGCGAGGGCUCCAAGGAUGUGGUGGAGAUUGCGGUGCCAGAGAACCUGGUGGGUGCCAUUUUGGGAAAAGGCGGGAAGACGCUAGUCGAGUACCAGGAGUUGACUGGCGCCCGGAUUCAGAUCUCCAAAAAGGGGGAGUUUAUUCCUGGCACCAGGAACCGCAAGGUGACGAUCACGGGGACAGCGGCGGCAACUCAAGCGGCGCAGUAUUUAAUCAGCCAGCGGAUCACCUACGAGCAGGGGGUCCGCGCGGCAAACCUCCAGAAAGUUGGUUAAAAAAAGCUGCGAAACAGAAAGACAGGU
Messenger RNA from Carcharodon carcharias (great white shark), 1536 nucleotides. Its product is annotated as RNA-binding protein Nova-1-like. Bases 82 to 1509 code for a protein of 475 amino acids. Gene Ontology annotation, molecular function: mRNA binding. The record is from RefSeq and is a predicted model, not a curated record. The transcript has 4 exons. Gene Ontology annotation, biological process: regulation of alternative mRNA splicing, via spliceosome; mRNA splicing, via spliceosome. Gene Ontology annotation, cellular component: nucleus; cytoplasm. NCBI's taxonomy places the organism in Eukaryota, Metazoa, Chordata, Chondrichthyes, Lamniformes, Lamnidae.